Molecule: messenger RNA, 1506 nt
Organism: Rotaria sp. Silwood2
Lineage: Eukaryota; Metazoa; Rotifera; Eurotatoria; Philodinida; Philodinidae
Source: the annotation of a GenBank genome assembly
AUGGAGGCUAUGAACGAUACUGAUAUACAAUUGGAUACUAUCACUAAUGCCGACACUUCAUCACUUAUUCAAGAAAGUAAUCCUAUGAAAACAGUUGAAUUGCCUUCUACAACGAUCAUUACUAUGGAUCCAAAUGUUUCCGACAACAAAGAAAAUCUUUCUAAAACUGUUAACAAAAAAAAGAGUGUCGCAAAUAUAUCAUUUUCUGAGCUCAGUCGUCGACUCACAAUGAGAAAAAAAUUACAUAAAAAACUUACUUUGGUGACUGAUAUUAUGUGUUUUCUUGGUAUGUUGGGAAUUAUUCUUAUGAUUAUUGAAAAUGAAAUAACAUUUGCCCAUAUCGGUAAUCCCGAAACCGUAGUGAGUUGGUCUAUCAAAAUAGUUAUUAGUCUUUCAACAGUUGUUCUUAUUGGAUGUAUCAUCGAAUAUCACCGUUUAGAUAUAUAUCUCUAUGCUGUUAAUAAUUCAAUUGAAAAUCAUCGUGUUGCAAUAACGUACACGAGAAUAUGCUUGAUUGUAAUUGAAAUAUUAAUUUGUGCUAUACAUCCAAUGCCUCGCGCUUAUCCGUAUCAUUCAAAUGAAUCAUCAGAAAAUACAAGCUCAGAUGGAUCCACACGUAUAACUGAUUCUUUGUAUUAUGCAUCUGUUGAUGUAGCACUUGGUUUACCAAUGUUUGCCCGUCUUUAUUUGCUUUGGCGUUUUAUCAUGUUUCAUUCUAAUCUGUUUCGGGAUGCAUCAUCACGAUCAGUUGGUUUUCUUAAUAAAGUAUCAAUUGAUUACUACUUUCUUAUUAAAGCUUAUCUUGAACAAUGGCCAAUGUUUUGUUUAACAAUAUUUUGUAUACUUGUCUUCCUUAUUGGAAGUUGGUCUUUACGUGCAUGUGACUACACAGGAACCGAUGAACAUUUUACAAUGCAAAAUGCAAUGUGGUUAUUCAUUAUAACAUUUACUACUGUUGGUUAUGGAGAUUUCACACCUUCUACAUUUUGUGGACGAACUAUUGCUGCUAUGAUUGGUUUGGUUGGUGUCCUUUCAACUGCUCUUCUUAUCAGUGUUCUCACACAAAAACUUCAAAUGAAUCGAUGGGAAAAAUAUGUGCAUAAUUUUGUAUUGAAUAUUGAAUUGGCAAAAGAGCGUAAAAUACAAGCAGCUAAUGUUAUUAAAUGUGCAUGUAGACUUUGGUUUAUAAGAAGGAAAAAUACGCCUGUAUCAUCUACUCGAUUUGUUCGAGUACAACGAGAACUAUUUCACUCAAUACAUUCACUUCACGAAAUUAAACAACGACAAGGAGAACUAGUCGACAAUUGUACUGAUCAAAUUGAUCUACUCGCUGUUCAACGUAACAAUAAUUCUCAAACAUGUGAGAUUGCAGAGCAGUUGCAGACAAUGAAAGUUAAAAUGGAUAGUAUGGACGAGAGACUUGUUGAAAUGAACAGAAAUAUAAACAAUACAAUAGCCGAUAUGCAAGAAACACUGUGUUUGUUAUUGAAGAAAGUUUCAAAAUAA